Molecule: messenger RNA, 1479 nt
Organism: Ogataea polymorpha
Lineage: Eukaryota; Fungi; Ascomycota; Pichiomycetes; Pichiales; Pichiaceae
Exons: 1
Coding region: 1-1479 (492 amino acids)
Source: RefSeq, a predicted model, not a curated record
AUGAUUAGCAUCGUCAAGGAGAGCUUGGAGCUGACCUGGCGACCCAUUCGGCUUUCCUGCCUGCGCCGCAACUUUUCUGAUAGUGCCGACUUUCCUGUGAACCCAGAAUGGACCAAACAACAGACGCUGUUGCGCAAACAACGUUCUGCGCGACGGUCCUAUAACGACUAUCACGCCAAGAAUGCUUUUCGAGACGCCGACUUCGAUGGCUUCGAUGGUGACUGGGACGAUUUCACCGCCGAGGCCAAACAGUACUGGUCCCAAAACUUGCGACCGUUGCAGAAACCCGACUGGAUCGCCAGAUCUGAGCCCGCUGCAGAGAGAGCCCCUACAUGGCUGGACAAACUACUUAGGCCGCACACGCAGCCGCAGAACAAGAUCCGAGUGAAGCAGCUGCACGACUACUUCCAGCACUUUGACGACGCAUAUUUCCGGAAUAUAAAGCCCAAUAGAGCCAGCUUCUACCAGCAAGAAAUAUAUGAAUAUGGAAACGCUCUGCGCAGGUACAAAAAGCUGAACCUUGACGACUCGCAAUUGCAGCGUUUUAGCGAGCAUACCCUGAUGCUGAACCAGAUCACCAACCAUGCACGAAUCACGGCAGACAGAGCAACUCUGUUGAAAGAGAGCAGCACGCACGCUUUGCCCGGCAACAUACAAGGAAAACAUGGCCCCAUCGAAGCGAUCCAAAAUUGGUACGAGUCUCUUCCUCGGCCAAAAUACAGCCACAUCGGCCGGGAAGAUUUUGAGCUGCUCGCUGCGGUUAUUAAUCAGACUGUGGCCCAAGACAUCACGGAACUGGUUCCAGAAACACGACACUGGAUCCGUUUGUUCUACUCGGAAAUGGUGACCAGCCGCAUCCCACUCACAGAAAUUGAAACGCACAACUGGAUAAGACUCAAGUUGGCCUGUUCUGACGCUAAUAACGUCCUCGACUUCCUUUCUCUCUACCCAUAUAAAUUACAUGUUUCGCAUUUUAAUUUGCUGCUCCCAAUCGUGGACCCACAAACCCUUCUGACAAGAAUGAACAGAGCAAACAUCCUACCCGACAGAACCACGGUGGUCCAUCUUCUGGAGCACUACGGCAGCAAAGGUGACCUCAAUUGCGUGCUCAACACCAUAUUUUUCACGAUUCACGACUUACGACUCAACCUUGACUCACAGCUUAUAGAAUCGUUUAUAGGCGCUCUCAUCAAGGCCGGCGAAAUCAAGCUCGCCCUCUUCAUCCUCGUUCAAACGUGCCAUGUGUAUGAAAUCAACCCGACGCUCGAAACGCACGACACUCUUUCUGAAACCCAGACCAUCAUUCUGGAUUAUCUGGUGUCCAAUUUCGUGCAUCUUCACGGCGUCACGCUCCAACAUUCAAUCAAGCCGACGGCUGCCAUGAUUCGACCGUUUCUCAAAGUGUACGACUCUGCCAGCCAGAAGGACGUAUUGGCCGCGCUUGUCCAGCUGGUUGAUAAGUACGAUAUCGAACUAUAG